CCGUGUACUUGUAGUCACGGGUAGGUUCGAAUUCGGACUUCAACCCUUGGGAGAAGCUUUCUACAAAAUCCACAUGCCCGGGUGCCAUAGGAUGCUCCUACGAUCUUUAAAUCGAGAAGACGAUAUAUGCAUCCCCGACAUAAUGACGGCUACCGCUCACUUCACAAAGAGUUGAUGUCGAUGCACCUUUCAUUUUCGUUUUGAAGAAAUCAGUUUUCUGGGGCCUGUGUGUCCCAGAUACAUCAAAUCUUCUAUGAAAACAGUACGCCAUUAGUAGGCUGUAGCUACCUACUCCAAGGAACAGGUCCAGUGGCACGAUGCUGGCAGAAGACAGCGGCGUAAAAUCCGAACAUAAAACCGAAGGUAACUGCCUUUGUGUAGCAAGUCAAUCUGAACUACCGUGCAUGUUAUCGAGGUCUUGUCGAUCAGCCGUCAGUCUACCCCUGCCUGUUGUGUUGUCCACUCUGGCGCUCGUCUUGUCGACAAUCACGUCUGUCUACGUGGCGCUGAAUACAGGCUGCACGCCUUGCACCAUAUCGCGCCCAGGCAGGCUGUCAACAAGUCUCCCAGUUUCACCAUCUGCAGACGUCAGCCAAGAGAACGGAGCGCCUACCCGACAGGAUGGACGCAAUAAUCCGCAAUUUUUCCACGAAAUACUGAAGAGGGCUGCUAACAAGAACAACGGAAAAUCUGGGAAAAACAGAGGCAGUGAUCCAUGCCGACGACGGUGCAAGACCAAAAGUCACCGUGUACUGGCCUCACACUUUGUUCCAAAAGGCACCGGAGACCUGCCCUUUGCACCAGGUAUGCCAUGUGUUGAGUAUGAAAGGAAAACCCUGAUUUGUAGAAACCAAACAGCUAUCCAACGUGAACAAAAUGCCGAUAUUAUGCGACAUUUCUGGGUUAUGUCGUCCACGAAGAUAAAGAAGAAACCACCAAUGGAACUGACGGACGGGAAAUUUGUAACCAUAAAAAAGACGGGUCAAUAUCUGAUUUACAGUCAGGUACGUUUGCUACAGGGAACCUUCUUGGAGUCGUCAUAUCGGACUAGCCUCCAGGUGACUGUUGACGGCAAAAGUGUAAUGAGAUGCACAGAGAGUUCAAACGAGCAGAUGUAUGACGUCAGUUAUCAGUCGUGCGGCGUCAGUGGUGUCUUUAGCCUGUCAGCCAAUCAGAAAGUCGCUGUCAAGUUCCCCUACCCUGGCACACAGAUAGACCUUAAACAGGACGCCACCUACUUCGGCCUGAUUUACAUGUCCAAAUAAUUCUCCCCGUGAAACAGAUAGGGGAAGCUUUAACAUCAUUCCCAAGCUCAUCGUGGGGCCUUCGGCACAUGGCGAUUACGUGUAAACGUACGUCAAACAAAUUCGCCCAGUCCUGAUAGGUUUUCUCCGGAAGUGAACUAUCCCAGAAACCUCUUGUGACCGUAAGAUUUGAACUCCCUGUGCCCUGAGGCAAUCAGUUUUUGUGGUAGGCUUCGUUUUGCGCCAAUAUCGCUCAAAACGACACCGGGCAUUUU
Messenger RNA from Liolophura sinensis, 1519 nucleotides. RefSeq lists its product as uncharacterized. Gene Ontology annotation, molecular function: receptor ligand activity; tumor necrosis factor receptor binding. The record is from RefSeq and is a predicted model, not a curated record. NCBI's taxonomy places the organism in Eukaryota, Metazoa, Mollusca, Polyplacophora, Chitonida, Chitonidae. Gene Ontology annotation, cellular component: membrane. The transcript is spliced from 7 exons. Gene Ontology annotation, biological process: immune response. The coding region runs from base 318 to 1265 and encodes 315 amino acids.